Messenger RNA from Cylicocyclus nassatus, 932 nucleotides. Lineage: Eukaryota; Metazoa; Nematoda; Chromadorea; Rhabditida; Strongylidae. The record is from the annotation of a GenBank genome assembly.
AGCUAUUAUUGUCAUCAAAUCUGUUGGUUUAACAUAUUUGUCUUUCUGGACUCUUUUUAGAAACUACAUGAUCACUUUAUUACAAAAAUUCGCCCCAGACAAAUCCAGGCAAACGGCAAGAGGAAACGGCACUGCUAAUAUCAUGUUGAUAGGAAACUCAGUAGCUCAAAGAGCGUAUCCACUGCUUCACGACAUUCUCAAAGGACGCUACCGCACAUUCCGACUCUUUGCAAGAAGCGCAUGUCCUGCCUUGUCAAACUGGUGUCCUACUUUUUCGGAAGCGAUGAGAAAAGUAGUGCGGCAUGAAAAUCCACAUAUUCUCUUGAGCAUUCAUCAUUCCUUAAUUAAUCACUUUGUGGAUCCUAUCAAAAAUCUCGAAACUGAUUUGGUCUAUAAUCAGUAUCAAAGCAACGUCGACUUUAUCAGUAACUAUACGAAGUAUAUUGUGAUUGACAUGCCCUACUACAAAUAUCGCAAUUUCAAUACUGGUGCUCUUGUUCGGAGACUCAAACUUGGUCUUUUCUUGGGUGAUGAUCUUAUGGUCACUUGGCAGCAAUACAUGGACCAAACCCAACAUCACAGAAAGCGUAUAAGUUCAAUAGUGUGCAGCAAAUGUAUAAUCAACGAUGUUUCUAAGCUCUAGAAAGAAAUGUUAUCAGCCAAGAGCAAUUUUUUUCUACAACCAACUUUUACAUGCUCACUGCAACACGUUUGAACCAUUCAAAGGGUCUAUUUCAUGAUGAGAUUUUUUUCACUUACGACCCAAAAACUUUCCUCGCACGAACCUUAGACGGCAGUCAUCUAACGCCUAUCGGUCUCGAGCUCCUACGGCCGUUAUACACAAGAAUUAUUAACGAAUUACUUCAAAAACUUGGUAUUUGAAAUGCUUUAGCUAGACGACACAUUGCUGAAUUGUAAAGAUAAAAUUCAUG